AUGGGCCUCACCAAUAGUGAUUGUCCGCAAGCGUUACGGCGUGGGUAUCAGGCUGUGCAUCAACUACAAGCUGGUAAACGGCCUAUGAUGUAUCCUAUGCCUCUGAUCAGCGAUCUGCUACAGGGCCUCGACAAGCCUUUAUAUGGCGAGCGGCUUCUGAGUCGUGCUCAUGACGGAUCGGGCUUGCGAGAUAUCAGCAUUUAUCACUCCGUUCGGCCUAUUCGAGUGGAAUCACAUGCUUUUUUCGCUCCACAGAUCUAUCAACGCCUCGUGGUUAACGUACUGUACGGAUUUCUGAAAAUCCCUCGGUCAGGUGACCCUGGAAACAAAAAAGGACUUUUUCAGACAGCGAUCGCAGACAAUCCUGAUCGCCACACGGUGUUGGGUCGUAGAUCAUACAUCGACGACAUCAUGAGUGCUGCGGAAUCGUGA
Messenger RNA from Phytophthora megakarya, 432 nucleotides. Lineage: Eukaryota; Oomycota; Peronosporomycetes; Peronosporales; Peronosporaceae. The record is from the annotation of a GenBank genome assembly.